GUAGGGAGGAAGAGCCCGGGUCAUGACGUCACGGUGUGGCGGCCGCUGAUUGGCUUAGACGCUCCUCUCUAUCCCGGGCUGCAGAGAACCGCAGCAGUAGUCAGCUGAGCACGGGGAAUCCUACUCCGGUGGCCGCAGCACAAGUUCCUACGGAGACGGUGGAAGCGCCUGACAAUGCCCCGGACCGGCAGCAGCUGAGGAGCAUGACAGCCAGGAGAAUCCUGCAGAUGAAUUGAACUUCAACCUGGGGAGUGAAGCAUGCUGCCAUGAGCUUUUUCCAGCUAUAUCUUGGCAUAAGUGAAAAUUGGAAACCUUUUGCAACACCUAACCUGAUAUGGCAAACCCCAUCCAAUGGGCACAGCAGAGAUUGCAUCAUGUCGUACCAUUCAACGAAACCUCAGAAGGCUCCUCACAGUUAUGUCCUUUCCUGCCAUCUGGCAGAAAUCGCAACAUGAACAAAUUAAGUUCUAAACAUCGCAUUGUGGUUCCAUGUUCAGAGCGGUUUAAGGAAGAGUAUGAGAAGAUAAGCAAAGGCUACAGAAACAACAAAAUACGGACGACCAAGUAUACGUUGCUGAAUUUUAUACCAAGGAACUUGUUCGAACAAUUUCAUAGGGCAGCCAAUUUAUACUUCCUUUUUCUGGUGUUCUUGAACUGGGUCCCUGUAGUGGAGGCUUUCCAGAAGGAAAUCACCAUGCUCCCCCUUGUGGUUGUACUGACUAUCAUCGCGAUUAAAGAUGGUUUGGAAGACUACAGGAAACACAAGCUGGACAAGGUCAUCAAUCAUAUACUGACCCGGGUGUAUUGUAGGAAGGAGAAGAAAUAUGUUGAAUGUUACUGGAAAAAUGUUAUGGUGGGAAAUUUCAUAAAGCUCCGUUGUGACGAGAUCAUCCCCGCCGAUAUGGUCCUGCUGCAUUCCUCUGACCCUGAUGGAAUUUGUCACAUUGAAACUUCCAGCCUCGAUGGUGAAAGUAACUUGAAACAGAGACAAGUGGCAAAAGGAUACGUCCUGGACGGAGAGUUAGAUCCUGAAAUGUUUUGUAGCAAGAUACAAUGUGAAUCUCCAAAUAGUGACCUAGGAAGGUUCAAGGGAUUCUUAGCCCAUCCAGACAGGGAAAAGAUCGGCCUCAGUAAACAAAAUCUGCUAUUGAGAGGAUGCAUUGUGCGAAAUACAGAGGCUGUUGUCGGUAUUGUUGUAUAUGGAGGACAUGAUACCAAAACUAUGCUGAACAAUAGUGGUCCCAGAUACAAGCGAAGCCAAUUGGAAAGGCGACUGAAUUCUGAUAUAAUGUGGUGCGUCCUGCUCUUAUUCAUAAUGUGCUUGUUCGGAGCUUUGGGAUAUGGAAUAUGGCUUCAGGGAUAUCCAGAACCUCCUCAAUUCAUCUUGCCAGAGCCUAGUGGCGAGCGGCUAUCACCAGCAUUGGCUGGCUUCUAUAUGUUCUGGACAAUGAUAAUCAUCUUGCAGGUGCUGAUUCCAAUCUCGCUCUAUGUUUCCAUUGAAGUUGUUAAACUGGGACAGGUCUACUUUAUCCAGAAUGAUAAGGACUUCUAUUGUGAGAAGUCUGAUUCUCUCAUCGAGUGCAGAGCUCUGAAUAUUUGUGAAGAUCUGGGUCAAGUGCAGUACAUUUUUUCUGAUAAAACGGGGACAUUGACUGAAAACAUGAUGGUAUUCCGGAGAUGCAGCAUUGCUGGUGUGGAGUACUCCCAUAAGGACAAUGCUAAGAGACUCGAAAGUUAUCAAGAGUCCGAUCUGCAUUCUGAAGAUUUACUCGAUGGUAUCUGCUCCUCUAAAAGUCCAACCUGCAAGUCCAAAAGUCACAGUCCCAAGUCUAUAAGGAGUGCAUCAAGCAACAAGUCACUAAAUAAAUUGGCCGCAACAGGUUUAGAUCUAAAAGAAGGGGAUGAGCCUGGUUCUGCACCACUUCCAAGAAGUUUUGCAUUUAGCAGCCCUAUGGAAAAAGAUGUGGUGCCAGACCCAGAAUUACUAAGAAAGUUUUGCAGCAUCACUCCCCAUUGUCUGUACUUUUCCAAUGAGAAGACUGCACUGGAGACUUCUUACAUUAUUGACUUUUUCCUUGCACUGGCGAUCUGUAAUACUGUAGUGGUGUCUUUACCUAACCAGCCACGCCAGAAGGUAAGAAUGCCUUCCUUAAUUAAAUCUCCAAUGAAAUCUCUGGAAGAAAUCAAGCAGAUGUUUCAGAGGUUCUCCGUUCGCAAACUGAGCGCCACCUCACUCUCAGGUGGAAAAGACUCCUCUUCAGAAACAACCAAUAAUUUUAUGAACAAAGUGCCCCUGUUUAGCAGAAUGAAGCUGGCUUCUCCUGCCGAGGGUAACCAUACUUUGGAUGUUGGCCUAAAUUCUACCAGUGAAAUGCACCCAGAGGGCAUGGAGAAAUCAGACCUUGCAAGCCCCAGUGAUGCCACCGAUAAACCUACCACGUGUGAGAUUUACUAUGAAGCGGAGUCCCCAGAUGAAGCUGCAUUGGUUCAUGCUGCUAGAGCCUAUAAAUGUACUCUCCAGUCUCGGACACCUGACCAAGUCACUGUGGAGCUUGGCUUUCUUGGACCUUUAGCAUUUCAGCUGCUGCACAUUUUGCCAUUUGAUUCAGUGAGGAAAAGAAUGUCUGUUGUGGUUCGACAUCCUAUGUCCAAUGAGGUAGUGGUGUAUACAAAAGGUGCCGACUCUGUAAUAAUGGAUCUCCUAGCCUCUACUUCUGAUGAUAACAAAACAGAAUUCCUUCAAAUGGAGAUCCGAACAUUAACGCAGAAACAUUUAGAUAAAUAUGCAAAAGGAGGACUCCGCACUUUAUGUAUCGCUAAGAAGGUUAUGAGUGACGUGGAAUAUUCAGCAUGGCUACACGGCCACAGUUUAGCAGAAACCAGUAUUGAUAACAGGGAAGAGCUCCUAUACGAGUCUGCGCUCAAACUGGAAACCAAUUUAUUGCUUCUUGGGGCUACUGGAAUAGAAGAUCGUCUUCAGGAAGGAGUCCCAGAGACCAUAGAGUCUCUAAGAAAAGCUGGAAUCAAAAUUUGGAUGCUUACCGGAGACAAGGAAGAGACUGCAGUCAACAUUGCUUAUUCUUGCCAACUCCUAGAAGAUGGUUAUAAAAUCUUCACUAUGACCAGGCAAGAAAAGGCGACAUGUGAGGUUUUGAUAGACCACAUUGUUGAUGAAAUUAAGAGACACCACUUGUCAGAUAAUCUUUUAACAAGUGAAGAGAAGUCACAUGUUGACUUUGCCUUGAUAAUCGAUGGGAAGAGCCUGGAGUUUGCACUGCAUGAAACCCUGGAGAAGAAGUUUCUCUACCUCACCCAGCAUUGCAGAGCUGUCAUAUGCUGUAGAGCAACUCCUCUGCAGAAGAGCCAAGUGGUUAAGCUUGUUCGAAACAGCCUGAAAGUGAUGACUCUUGCCAUUGGUGACGGUGCAAAUGAUGUAAGCAUGAUUCAAGUUGCUGAUGUUGGUAUUGGCAUCUCUGGACAAGAAGGCAUGCAGGCUGUGAUGUCAAGUGAUUUUGCAGUCUCGCACUUCAAACAUCUAAGGAAGCUGCUGCUGGUCCAUGGUCACUGGUGUUACACUCGACUGGCCAAUAUGAUUCUUUACUUUUUCUACAAAAAUGUGAUGUUUGUGAACCUUUUGUUCUGGUACCAAUUCUUCUGUGGUUUCUCCGGAACGUCAAUGGUGGAUGUUUGGAUGUUAAUCCUCUUUAAUUUAAUUUUUACAUCUGUGCCUCCAAUAAUCUAUGGUGUUCUUGAUAAAGAUGUGUCUGCAGACACCCUCCUAUCAUUGCCGGAGCUCUAUAAAUCUGGGCAAACCUCAGAGGCUCACAAAAAGUCAACAUUUUGGAUCACCAUACUGGAUGCUUUCUAUCAAAGUCUGGCAUGCUUCUUCAUCCCUUAUUUUACUUACUUUGGCUCCGACAUGGACAUCUAUUCUUUUGGAAACUUUAUAAUAACGGCUACAUUGUUUGUGGUUUUACUACAUCUCCUGAUUGAAAGUAAGAGCAUGACGUGGAUACACUGGGUCAUUAUGGUUCUUAGCAUUGUGUCUUUCUUCAUCUUCACCUUGGCUGUGGAUGCAAUAUGCCUGAAUUGUAUGCCACCUGCAAACCCUUACUGGGUAAUGCAGACACACAUGACAGACCCUUUGUUUUAUCUUGUGUGUGUCAUGUCUGUUGUUGUUGCACUUCUACCAAGGUUUGCCUUCCGAGUAUUUCAAGGAACAGUGUUUCCAACGCCGCAGCAGAGAGCAAAGCAGCUUGAUGUAAUGUCCCCUGGAGAGCGGUCAAGUGCCAUUAAAUGCUGGUUUUUACCAAAGACUGACAAUACCUUAUUCCAUGCUGUGCCAGCAGAUGGCAGCAAACCAACAAAAGAGGAUGAGGAGGCUCCGUGCAUGCCCGCUCCGAGGGAUUCUGAGUGCAGACACUAUAAUGCAUGAUUCGAGUCCUGUGAUAUUGGCCAAAGGGAAAAGACUACAGAUCUGUCUUCUGUGCGGUUUCUCGCUUUACCAGUGUUAAAAAAAAGGAAUGUCAAGCGCCCUCUAUUUCACUUUGGUGCUAACACUUAAUCACCUACUCUGAUAUGAAAUUCACGUUAUCCGCUGCAAUUUCUGCAGCUUGAGAUGUAUGGGAUAGGAACCGACAGCUAGACCCCUACAGCAGUGUCCAAACUGUAA
Hyla sarda is the source of this 4672-nucleotide messenger RNA. RefSeq names its product ATPase phospholipid transporting 10D (putative) (gene ATP10D). The transcript has 24 exons. The coding region runs from base 335 to 4435 and encodes 1366 amino acids. Gene Ontology annotation, molecular function: magnesium ion binding; ATP binding; ATPase-coupled intramembrane lipid carrier activity. Lineage: Eukaryota; Metazoa; Chordata; Amphibia; Anura; Hylidae. Gene Ontology annotation, biological process: phospholipid translocation. The record is from RefSeq and is a predicted model, not a curated record. Gene Ontology annotation, cellular component: plasma membrane.